AUGAACCGUUUCAGACUCUCCAAUGCCGACGAAUACAGCUCCUUUUUCGGCUCAGUCAGUCUAUCAACAAGCAUCUCCAGCUCCGACUUGAGCUGGAGAUCCUCUUCGUUUAAUUCCUCCUCCACGGUCUUGUCGUCCACCUUGGGCUUCGAUUCGUCCUUGACAGGCUCCUUCGAAGUCUCGGUAGACGUUCUUUUGGAUUCUUGUUCUUUAGCAGGUGCCAUUGCAAAACAAGUUUUGUUUACAGAGAGAGUGGCAAAAUCAGUGUGGAAAAAGUUGAUCGAGCCUGAGGUUUCGACACGGGCACCGAUCGAUGCGUCGGUGAGUCGUAAGUUGGGUGCCGAGCCCGAAGCAGCAGUUUCAGGCACAACGGGUUUCCCGUUCUGCAGUUGUGAGGAGUCUGGUCUUGGUGGCUCUUCUGCUCCGUUGGCCGGCCUUUCGCCCUGA
Messenger RNA from Ogataea philodendri, 447 nucleotides. RefSeq lists its product as uncharacterized. The transcript has 2 exons. Bases 1 to 447 code for a protein of 148 amino acids. Lineage: Eukaryota; Fungi; Ascomycota; Pichiomycetes; Pichiales; Pichiaceae. The record is from RefSeq and is a predicted model, not a curated record.